CGUCUCUACUACAUCGCAUGCGUGUGCAGCGCAUUUGAGGGCGAAGUAGCCCUUGACUUCCUCCGCUUAUCCCGAACGUAACUCGAACCCAAAGGCAGUCCCCACGCGGAGACGAGAAAGCGAUGGCAUACCUCUUCUACUCCAUCGUAUUCAUCUUCCUGAUAGCAGCAACCGUCCUCUACGCAACUCGCGCCCACUGGCGCGCCCACGCCCCUCCAAUCCCCUACCUCACAGCCCCCGGCCCCAUCCCCGAAACCCUCUAUAACAUCUCCGACUACCUCAGCCGCCGCCUCGACUCCCUCCGCUACUCCCGCCUCCCACAAUCCAUGGGCUUCGCCGACGACGCCGAAGCGGGCCUACACAGCACGAACUUCAGCUUGGCGGACAAUAUCGAGGCCGAGGAUAGCAGGCGCGGACUCGAUGAGGAGAGCAGGCAGGAGGUCUACCGCAUUAUGAAGCGGAGGAAUGUAGGAUUUGACGAGGCGAGACGGUUGUUUAUUCAGGACAAGUUUGGGCGGGAAGGAAUUGCGGCUGAUGGAAGACCGCUGGAUCGUAAGGCUGUGAUGUUUGAUCGGUAAAGCGAUGGGUAGCUUUGUGAGCACGCUGGAGUCUGGCUUGGUUCUUGUAUCGAUUUAGCGCGAGCAUGUCUACCUUUUCGUGCAUGACGUCUCCCUAAUUUGAAAGGUGUGUCGAUCCAACGAGUAUCCUAAGCUGUUUUCGAACCAAGCAAGGAGC
Messenger RNA from Neohortaea acidophila, 735 nucleotides. RefSeq lists its product as uncharacterized. The transcript is spliced from 2 exons. The record is from RefSeq and is a predicted model, not a curated record. Bases 123 to 578 code for a protein of 151 amino acids. Lineage: Eukaryota; Fungi; Ascomycota; Dothideomycetes; Mycosphaerellales; Teratosphaeriaceae.